Messenger RNA from Pelodiscus sinensis (Chinese soft-shelled turtle), 529 nucleotides. RefSeq names its product translocase of inner mitochondrial membrane 8 homolog B (gene TIMM8B). NCBI's taxonomy places the organism in Eukaryota, Metazoa, Chordata, Testudines, Trionychidae. The record is from RefSeq and is a predicted model, not a curated record.
CGAAGGUGCCCCAUGGCGGAGCUGGGCGGCGCGGACGGGGGCCGGGACCCCGCGGUCUCCGAGCUGCAGCGGCUGGUGGCCGCCGAGCAGCAGCGGGCGCAGUUCACCGCCCAGGUUCAUAACUUCAUGGAAGUUUGCUGGGACAAAUGUGUGGACAAACCUGGCUCAAAGUUGGACUCCAGGACCGAAGGCUGUCUAGCCAGCUGUGUGGACAGAUUCAUUGAUACCACGUUAUCCAUCACUAACCGCUUUGCUCAAAUUGUACAGAAAGGAGGACACUGACCACUGUAUUUCCCAACUCUGGACAACCCAGUCCCUCCUGUUCAGUGGAACUGACUUAACCGUCAGUGGAGCAUCAUGUGUCCUAAGUUGCAUUUUAUGUGACACUUUCACAAAAUGCAGAAGUGCUUGAACAGUCAUUUGCAGAAAGCACAAUGAUCCCUGUGAAUUCUUUAGUUGCACUGAACUGUUCAUAAAUGUCAUCCUACUGCAUUUUAAUAAACCAUCAGGAAGUCUUGUGAUGUGAAAG